Cajanus cajan (pigeon pea) is the source of this 1182-nucleotide messenger RNA. RefSeq names its product Modifier of rudimentary (Mod(r)) protein (gene VPS37-1). Gene Ontology annotation, cellular component: ESCRT I complex. Lineage: Eukaryota; Viridiplantae; Streptophyta; Magnoliopsida; Fabales; Fabaceae. Gene Ontology annotation, biological process: protein targeting to membrane; ubiquitin-dependent protein catabolic process via the multivesicular body sorting pathway; protein targeting to vacuole. The record is from RefSeq and is a predicted model, not a curated record.
UAAAAAGUAAAGUUAGUUUCGAAGAAGGAACCAGUUUUGUUCCCACUUUCCUAAGUUACCUCCUCGCUCCCGUCUCUCAAAUUUCGAGGGUUUCUGUUUCUGGUGCUUUUUCGUUUGGUGAAUCAGCAAUUCGGAACCAGUUAGCAAUGUUCAGAUUCUGGGGAUCACAAGAGCAACAAUCGCAGGAUGGUUCUUCGCAAUCACAAUCGUGGUAUCCGCCAUCGGUGGCGAGCACACCAACAUCGUCGAGGCCUCUUACACCGUCUGCGUCAUCAUCUUCCUUGCAGAGGACUUCGUCGAAUGUUCCACCUUCCGAAGCUGCUGGAGUUAUUGCCAUUUUGAAGGACAAGAGUGCUGAUGAGUUGCGGAAGCUUUUAUCUGACAAAGAUGCGUAUCAACAGUUUUUGCAUUCGCUUGAUCAGGUCAAGAUUCAAAAUAAUCUGAAAGAUGAACUUUGCAAGGAGAAUUUACAGCUUGCAGAGGAAAAUCUUCAAAAAGAACCUCGCAUCAUGGAACUUAGGAAUCAAUGUAGAAUAAUUCGGACAACUGAGUUGGCUGCUGCUAAAGAGAAACUAAAUGAGCUUGAGAAGCAGAAAGAAGAAAUGUUGAAGUUGAAUUCCCCAGCAUCUCUUAUCCAAAGGAUUCAAGAGUCUGCGAAUAAGACUGACGAGGAAUCUGAAAAUCUGCACCAGCAUCUCCUGGACAGAGAGAUUGACCUUGGGGCUUUCUUGCAAAAGUACAAGAAGCUACGUACCACUUACCACAGGAAAACUCUCAUACAUUUAGCCGCUAAAACAUCAACAAUAUGAGUACUUACGUAUUUGAUUUUUGCUUCAUUAUUGUCUAUAGUUAUCUGUUGGUCAAAGAUACUUGUCACCAUAUAAAGUCGCAGUCGUUGGGAUAGCCAUCUACUAGAAAUGAGAUUGUUCAUAUAUGUACAGCCUUAGAUGGUGACAUUUGCGAGUACCGCUUGAGAUGUUGUUUGGACUUGUCUUCAGUUCUUCACUGUUUCUUUUUGGUUUGUGAUUGGCUGGCUACCUUCAAACAUUAUUUGUAUGAACUCCGAAGUACAUGCUGUAAGAGAUCAUCGUCGUUGACAUAGGAUUUACUGUCGUGUGUUGUAAAAUGUAAACAAAUGCUGUACUUUCUUUUCUUUGGGAGCAAUAAGUUUUUCAGAACUCA